CCUCUGUCUAUCUGUCUAUCCGAGAAGACAGAAUUAAAACAAGGUAUAGCAGGAGGGGAAAAAACUUUGUUAACAGUGUUGGUCACGUCCCGUGGAAGUCAAUUUGCCAUGGCAAGGGAGUGAACCCAUCAGUUUCACUAACUUCUGCUCAGCAGUCAAGGAUAUGCACGCGCGCUCCUCUCCAAGUGAAUUCUACGGAUUUAACGGCAGACGAUAUUAGAAUAAUUCUGUUCAUGGUGCCAUUGCUUAACAGUUUAAAUUUUUCAAUAAACAUCAUUUGGAUUCGAUCACCUAUUGGAUGAUAAUGGUUACUGUAUAAACCAUGGAUUUGUUUCCAUGGUAACAUAUCCAUAAACAAGUUCACUUCUGCUGUUUUUCGAAGACUUCAUACAUAUAAAACUAAAUAGCCCAGGAUAUACUAUUUGUAACCUUCGCUUGCCCGAGUCCAGGGCUGAGUGUCAACAGUUCCAUCCUGGACACUCUAACACUUCACGCGGGUCUUCCGCUGGACUUCGGUCACUCCGCUGUCAUGGAGCACCAGACAUACGGUGAAGUCAACCAGCUCGGGGGCGUCUUCGUCAACGGGAGGCCGCUCCCCAACGCCAUUAGACUGAGGAUCGUCGAGCUGGCCCAGUUAGGGGUUCGCCCCUGUGACAUCAGCCGACAGCUCCGUGUCUCUCAUGGGUGUGUCUCCAAGAUACUGGCCCGAUACAACGAGACGGGGUCUAUCCUGCCGGGCGCCAUAGGGGGAUCCAAACCCCGGGUGACGACCCCAAACGUGGUGAAGCACAUCAAGGUUUAUAAGGAGAGGGAUCCUGGGAUCUUCGCCUGGGAAAUAAGAGACAAACUUCUGGCCGAUGGGGUCUGUGACAAAUACAAUGUCCCAUCCGUCAGCUCUAUAAGCAGGAUUUUAAGGAACAAAAUAGGACCUGGCGCUCAUUCUCCGAUCUCAGGAAAUGGCGUUGGGGGCUCCAGCCCUGUCCAAUCUUCGCAGUUUGAGAAGCCCUCACCACCCCCGUGCCAUCCACACCACCAUACAUCCUCUCAGCCCCUUCACGGACAGAAUCACCACGGGGCGCUCUACAACCCCCAGUUCUACCCUUACUCCUGUGCUCCGACGCCACCCAUGCCGCCAGCGAUGGCCCACCCUCAGAUGAUGGCCCACAAUCCGCACCAUCCUGCAGGGAUGCCACCAGGGAUGAGCUUUCAAAUGCCCACUGCCAUGGCCCCGCACCACAAGCCGCCGCCAGGGGGCUGCGCCUCCCCCUGCAUGAUGCGAGCCUGGCCUUCGUCCCACUCCGUUCAUGACAUCCUGGGCUUCCACAGAUCGCCCCACGCCAUGGGCGGGCAGCACAUGCCCAUGUCGCCUGACGGCAUGAUGCCCAACGCCAUAUCCUCACAGCCCUAUAACAUGGGCAACUAUUAUAUGAAAACAUCUAUGUCUCCCAUGUAUCUGCAAAGCUGAUGAUGUGUUUUGGGGCAAUCGCUCACGAAACAAAUUUAUUCAUACUAAACAAAACUAAAUAUUUAACAUAAAACUAAUGUAAUAAAUAUUUUAAAAAGCAAAAUACUUUUAUUGAGCACAUGAAAUCAGAAAACAACAAAAAGUUAGCUCUAAGCACUUAAAGAAAAGAAAAUGGAGUCAAAAACUAUAUUUGGCUAGUUGACCUAUGCACAUGUGACCUUUAUGGGAAGCCUUAGUUGUAAAUGUUGAAUGAUUGAACAAUGUAAUCAGCACAUUGCUAUAUUUUGUUCUAAACAAAGGAUUGCAAUAGUCAGACAAGAGAUAAAAAAUAACAUAAAACUACCUUAAAAAGCGUGGCUAGUUUCUCCACAUCUCUCCAGGCACACCUUGAGUCGUCUGCUCCAUACCAUGCUCAUCAUGUGAGGAGAGUAACAUAAGUCAUUCACUUUAAAAACUUUAAAAUAAAUGGACUGUAGUUGUUUUUUUUAACCCUUAAACUGCUGAGCUGUUUUACUGUGAGUGCAUACCAAAUGGAAUUACAAUGCUGAUAUUUAGAGGCUAAACUACCACCCGCUUUUUAAGUGUUAAGGAAUUCUGAAAUGAAAAAAAAAACUUUUAGUGUAAACUCUGAUGAGUCUUGAUGUAGUUACUUCCGGUCUAUGUCAUUCCGCUUUCAACUUGAAUAUCUGGUAACUGUGUAAUAAUGACAUCAGGUUAGGUCGUGUUGGCAUACCCAUUGACAAGUGAUGACGUCUAGCUAUGAUGUCACUAGUGAUGUCACAUCUAGACAAGUUAGGGCAUCCAGCGAUGUCACCCGUGAUGGCAUACCCAUUGUCAAGUGAUGACGUCUAGCUAUGAUGUCACUAGUGAUGACACAUCUAGACAUGUUAGGGCAUCCAGCGAUGUCACCCGUGAUGGCAUACCCAUUGUCAAGUGAAGACGUCUAGCUAUGAUGUCACUAGUGAUGACACAUCUAGACAAGUUAUGGCAUCCAGCGAUGUCACCCGUGAUGGCAUUCCUAUUGUCAAGUGAUGACAUCUAGCUAUGAUGUCACUUGAGAUGACACAUCUAGUCAUGUGAUGGCAUUAAACUAGCAUGUCACUCGCGAUGACAUUUUAAACAAACGUUAAAAUUACUGUAGGUCAAGUGGUCAAGUCGGAUCAUAUGUGGGUCAAGUCCAGACUCAGAAAGUGUGACAAUAUGGUGACAAUCGAAUCAUACUCAUAUUGAAUCAGAAAAAAAAAAUUUAACACUUUGGCUUCUAGCAUAAACUUUUGUUUUAACUCUUUGGCUUCUAGCAUAAACUUUUUUUAAAACUCUUUGGCUUCUAGCAUAAACGUUUUUUUAUCAUCUAGUUGACAACGGUGACCUUUCAAUCUGGCGUCCUUGACAUUUUUGUUUCCAGACGUCAAUUUGUAACAAAAUCUCUCAUGAUCUACCUGUCUUCUUUUCUUUACGUUUUUCUGUAAAUUCCAUUAUAAAGUCACAACAUUUCUUCAUAUCCUUUUUUUCUUCUCUCUUUUACUCUAUUUGUUUGCUUAAAGAACGAAAAUAGGACCUUAAACGUCUACGUGUAAGCAAGGGGAAGAUUACUCUGAUUAUUUUUAGUGUAAAAAAACAUCUCUUAACCUAUAAUUGUUUGUAUUUGUUCACAAAUGGGAACAUUGAACAAAAUCACUUGUAACAGAAAAAAAAAAAAAACACAUCUUUAAUGCAGUUUUUGUCUAUGUCUAUGGAAAGUAAAGAUUGAUAGAUAUUUUAAAAAUAUUUUUAUAGAUAUUUUAAGAAAAUCAGAGAUACUUCUAAAGACAUUUCGAGUAUCUCUCAGAAAACUAUUUUGGAAUCCAAAACUGUGUAUGAUUGAAAUAAUUCCAGACCAAUAAGUCUACUUGUUCAUUGAGCUAAAUUUUCGUAAUUUAAGUCAAGUUGUCAAUUAAGAUAUCAAUCAUACUUGUUGUAUAAGUCAAGCUAUCAAUUAGGAUUGUUGUGUUGCUUUAAAUAUUGGAGAAAAUUUUUUAGAACAUCUUCAAUUGUUUUGACUUUGAGAUCACUCUGGCUUGGCAGCUAUUGUUCCAGAAUGCCUCUUGUUGAUGCCUUCAACCGGUUCCUGCCACAAUGUCUUCUGUCAAGGCCUUCUGUCUAUGUUGUUUUUUUUUAUCAGUAUAUAACAUCUUCAAUUGUUUUGACUUUGAGAUCACAGAGUCACUCUGGCUUGGCAGCUACUGUUCCAGAAUGACUCUUGCUGAUGCCUUGAACCGGUUCCUUCCACAAUGUCUUCUGUCAAGGCCUUCUAUGUUAUUUUUUUGAUCAGUAUAUUGUAGCAUCCUCGGUUCAAUCAAUGCCUUUUGUCGGUGCCUUAUAUAAGGGACUUUAGUCGGUACAUCAAAUUCCUUUUUAACAAAUGUUGCCAUUGUGUUUUUUCCUAAUUACUGUAAACCCUUUAAAUGUUGACCAGUAUUAUCUAAAAUAAAUAUUAUUACAUGACAUCAUUGCUCAUGAUUUGUACAUAUUUUAAAAUGUAUUUUCUUUAUUAUGAUAAAACGUUAAUGUUGACAAAUAAAUGUACAAUAAACAUGGAUGGCUUGCUUAAGGAAAUGUAACUCUCAAUGUAUCGUCAUUGAUGAGUUGCUAUGGAGUUUAUAUAGGCAAAAUUUAUUCACCUAAAAUGUGCCUCAGACUGUGGGUAAUAUAUCGUCAUUUGAAGUAUGACAGAUCGAGUGUGUGGAUGUUUGAAUAUUUUACUUCAUUUUUAUGUGUCAUUGAUAUCAACAAGCAAGUACGUUUCUAU
Biomphalaria glabrata is the source of this 4253-nucleotide messenger RNA. RefSeq names its product paired box protein Pax-1-like. Gene Ontology annotation, molecular function: RNA polymerase II cis-regulatory region sequence-specific DNA binding; DNA-binding transcription factor activity, RNA polymerase II-specific. Bases 530 to 1465 code for a protein of 311 amino acids. The record is from RefSeq and is a predicted model, not a curated record. The transcript is spliced from 3 exons. Lineage: Eukaryota; Metazoa; Mollusca; Gastropoda; Planorbidae. Gene Ontology annotation, biological process: regulation of transcription by RNA polymerase II; anatomical structure development.